CAUUAGAGAUGGUCAGUCUGUCUGUUUCGGGGGCUGGGUCUGUCUUUUACCCAAGAGGAGGAAAAAAAGUUUAAAGCAUGACGGGACAAAGACACUGAGUGAAAACAGACAAAUAAUGAUUUAAAAACCACCUCAACUCACCAUGGCCAUAAGGGAGCUCAAAGUUUGCCUUCUAGGGGACACUGGAGUUGGGAAAUCUAGCAUAGUUUGCAGAUUCGUUCAGGACCAUUUUGACCACAACAUAAGUCCCACAAUAGGAGCAUCAUUCCUAACCAAAACAGUGCCGUCUGGGAAUGAGCUACACAAGUUUCUGAUCUGGGAUACAGCUGGACAGGAAAGGUUUCAUUCUUUAGCUCCUAUGUACUACAGAGGAUCGGCUGCUGCUGUCAUUGUGUAUGACAUUACUAAACUGGACUCUUUCCAGACACUGAAGAAGUGGGUGAAGGAGCUGAAAGAACACGGCCCAGAGGACAUCGUUGUAGCCAUAGCAGGGAACAAGAAUGAUUUAGGAGACAUCAGGGAAGUUCCUAUGAAGGAAGCGAAGGAGUUUGCUGAAUCCAUCGCAGCUAUUUUCAUCGAGACUAGUGCCAGAAAUGCUGUCAAUGUUGAGGAGCUCUUUCAGAAAAUCAGUAAACAGAUCCCACCCCUGGAAAACCCUGAGGAUGAUGUCAGCGACUCCUUUAAACUCUCCCGACAGCCGGCUCCGUCCACCAGGAGAUGCUGCUAGUACCACAGUGCCUCAGCACCAGGGACCCACUGGGCAGCACAUAGUCCACAAUGCAGUGUCUUAAUCUGGGGAAAGACAGGACAAGACUGUGAACAGACCAAGGUCAGCUUGUCAACAUGAAACAUCAGUGUUAUGAGGGGCAUUGCACAUUUUUAUAAUUAUAGUUUAAACUCUUAUGAGGUCUGGAAGCCUUCAGUUUGUCCCCCUCAGGUGGGGUUUUGCCUGAAUUACAUCAAGGGGUUCUCUCUGUGUAAUACGGCACACAGCUCAGUACAAAGAGGCAGUUUAAUCCCAUUUUAAAAACUAACUUUAAAAUGAAGCACACAUUAAUACCAAGUAGGGCUGCACCGAAAAGUCGAAGCAUUGACAUUUGAUUUUUUGUAUAAUGAUUUGAAAGCUGCACAGCAUGUUUUUGUUUACUCAUUUUGCCUAAACCCGGUAUUUGUACUAACUUCAGAUAAAGAUUAGGCUAGUCUAAUAAAAUUAGUAUAACACUAUUUGUAGAAUGAGAUUCAAAUGGGUUUCUGCGUACCAUUGUUUUUCCGAUGAUUCAUGUGAUACAAAGAUUCUCAUUCUCAAGUUGUACAGUCCAAGUUAUAAUGUAUUUAAAAAGAUAGAUGUAAUCUUUUCCAACAUUCACAACAUGUUUUUAUGAAACAAUCAAUAUUUGUUGCCGUUUAGCCUUUUAAAACCACAUCAUUAUUAUGAAAACGGUUUGCUCUUGCCAAAUGGAGACAAGCACCUGUAUCAAAAGGAGUGUCAGCACCAUAAAUGACAUCUAUGUAACCACAAUUACUCAUUUCUUUAAGAUGUCAUAAAACAGCGCGCCACACAUUCAGAGGUAAUUCAAAAUGUAUCAAAUAUAGUAUCCUAUAUAUAAGCUUUGAAUGUAAAAUAAAUGACAUUCGGUGCAGCCCUUGCUUUUUAAAGCCUGGUUUUGAUUAUCGAGGCAAUUACGUUUCAUUUCAGGAGUCCUUUCUGUUGGUUUACUUGCACCGUGUCUCUUAAAUGGCACGCAUUGAAUGAAGUUUUUAAUAAGUACUAUUUUUCAACAAGGUUAUUCUCUUCCUCUCAUUGUGAACAUGUAUGUGUCACAUUGAACUAGAGUACAUUGAAUAGGAGGUUGUUGAGAUCCUUAGACAAACACUCACUUCUGUGUUUGGCUCUAAAUGCAGCGGCUUUACAUUCCUCAACGCUGUGUGUUUUUUCACAUUAACUGUGUAAGGGUUUUACGAUAAUGCUGCAGGAUAAACAGCUUACAGGCCUGAUUCCAGUAUGACAGCCCCUGUUGAAACACUGUGAUCAAUAAUAGAAUUGUUUACAUGGUUAUUUGUUGGAGAUGUUUUUUUCUACAUGCUGAAAUGUGUCGUCUGAGAUUUCACUACAGGGAAUGAAUUUAAAGGAUUUUCUUUUUCACCCUGAAAACGGGAUUAUUUUAUAUUGUUAGGAAGAAAAAUGACCUGCAUGUGUUUUACUCUUAAACGUGUCCAUAAGAGUAAACAAAACUCUUAAAGCAAAUAUGGGAAAAUACCUGAAAACGUAUUAAUUUCAAUUUAAAAAGGUAGUGGAAAUGUUUGCUAUUGUUUUGGUAGAAGUGCCAAAUUUGACCACUUGAAACAUUAACGACAGCGUUGUUGCAUUUGUUUAACAGUAUUAAUUUGGAGUCACUUUUUAGUUAGAGUUCAAGCAGUUACAGAACUCUUUUUUUUUACAUGAACGUUGGCUUUCAUACAUGGUUUUGUAUGUUAUAGUUGAUCUCUUUUCUACAUUACGAAAGCUUGAAAUAAUCAUGAAAUCAUUUGUACUUAAUUUGGUUAUGAAGUUAUUUAAGAAAGCGCCAUUUUUACCAACAUGAAAGAUGGGAUAAUGGAUUUCAAUUCAAAGCUGUUUAUUCUUUUAGUCUUAUUUUUGCUGAUCUGUAAUGUUCCUCUUUCAUGUAAAGUCACGCCGAACUGCUUUCAACGAUCUGCUAAUUUCUGUGGCCUUGCUUCCACUAAAAUGUUACGCACUGAUUGGCUGAAAUUGAAAGUUGAAACUGAAUUAGGAGCUGCAUGGUUGACCAGAUGUUUUCAAUGCAGUGUGAUAUAAAGCCAUACAAGAGAUGAUGAGAUACUGAGCAAAAACAUGUAAUAAGAUUUUAUGUAAUAUGUUGACAUUGUCAUGAGAUUUUCAUUUAUAUUUUUCCCCGCACAAAUGCCUUUUUUGAUGUUUUUCUAAACAAAUGUAUGACAUGUCUUAAAAAUACUUACUGCAAGAAUAACGCAUGACUAAGUGUACGCUUCAAAGUCAACUAUGAAACUGCCAAUAAUGUGCACCCACCCUUACAAAGUAUGCAUAAGUCAUGCUUCCCUGUAUCCUCUGUAGACCAGAAUAACUUUGUAUUUUAAUCAGUGUAAUAAAGUCGUGAUUAUC
Messenger RNA from Eleginops maclovinus (Patagonian blennie), 3139 nucleotides. It is a transcript of the gene rab31, whose product is annotated as RAB31, member RAS oncogene family. Gene Ontology annotation, molecular function: GTPase activity; GTP binding. The record is from RefSeq and is a predicted model, not a curated record. Bases 143 to 727 code for a protein of 194 amino acids. The transcript is spliced from 7 exons. Lineage: Eukaryota; Metazoa; Chordata; Actinopteri; Perciformes; Eleginopidae. Gene Ontology annotation, biological process: vesicle-mediated transport.